This is a messenger RNA of Schistosoma rodhaini, 1499 nucleotides long. NCBI's taxonomy places the organism in Eukaryota, Metazoa, Platyhelminthes, Trematoda, Strigeidida, Schistosomatidae. The record is from the annotation of a GenBank genome assembly.
GAAACUGAAACUGUCAGCUGACUACCGACUUUCCCAUCGAAUAAUCAACGAGUGGAAUUCAUUACCUCAGCACGUGGUUGAGGCUCCAUCCGUCGACUCCUUCAAAAGAAAGUUAGAUCAGCUGAGAGACCAUCAUUGCCAGGACUAACACAGGCCAUCAAGCCUCCUGUCCUUUCCAAACUGAAACUGAAACUGAAGACUGAGGGAAUUUUGCAUUUUACGUUAGUUUUAGAGUACUUAUUAUGAUAAAUGAUGGGUCGUUCUCACUCUCGCUACAGCUCUUCAAGUUCAUCAAAUGAAAAGCAUAAAACUUAUCACACAAAACCCCACGGUCGUUCACAUCGUAAGAAAGUUAAAAAGAGAUCAGUUAAUCGAAAUGCAUCGAACAGUCGUCAAAAAGAUAAAAUACUCAAUCUUACUCAAAAAGUAUGCAAUAUGGUUGAUGCUGAUAAGAAGCGUAAUCGUUCUGAAAAGCAUAAGAAUAAAUUGGCAUCUUGUGGAUGUCCAUACAAUUGCGAAGACGAGAUCCUGGCCUUACGUAACAGUAUUGAAAAUCUUCGUUCCGGUUUAAGUCUUUGUCACAAAGAAAGGCCAAUUUUUCAGCUCGAUCACUUUAUUGACGAUCAUUAUCAGCUUCUUUCUGAAGCUUGGAUUUCUAUCGGUCCUUCUAAGCUCAAAGAUCUGGUGUCUGCUAAUUUACUGUCAAUAUGUGCCCGACGAGAACGUAGGGAUAUGAAACAUUCAUCUGAUAAAAACUCCAAGGUUUCAUGUAUUGUCCAACCCUAUGUAUCUUUUGAUGGAAGUGAUUACCAACUUGGGAUUUCGGAGUUGUGGCAUAGAUGUAUUCAGGAGCUGAAUGAUUUGUCAAUCGAUCAAAUAAAAGCCAUUCUAAGUGGAACAGUAAACCUUGAUCCGGUUGAAUUGGUUCGUAAUCCCGGUAACAAAAGUGAGAUUGCCAACUCCGAAAAAGAUAACUGCUCUCAUUCUCCUAAACCAAAUUCAGUAUGUAAAAUGACUUCUGAAAUGCAAUUUCACGAUGCUGAUUCAACUACCGCCUUGUGUUCAGUACUUGAAAAUCAAUUUGAUAUCCAAAAAGCCACUGAUCAUGGGAUUAUUAGCGAUAAACUUCAUACAAAUUCAGAAUCAUUUACAAAAUCCUGGUCUUGUACAAGUCCCAAAGAUGUUAGAACGGAGGAAAAACAUUCAACUGGAGAAACUUGUCAUAUAUCAGAUUCAAAGGAUUUAGUAGAUUUAGUUCAUCAAGAAAUUACAGAACUUGAAAUGAGAGCACGAGCUAUUCGUGCAAUGCUUAAAACUAAAUCGGAUCAACUUAAACUAUAGAUAUUUUUGUAAAUUUUCGUUCCUAAAGCAUAAAUGUCAGCUAUCAUCUGGCUAGUUAGUCAUGUUCGACUUGUUACUCAUGAUUCUAUUCAAUGAUAUGAGAUUAUGUACAUUAAUAAAAUUUUAAUAAAUGUAUAUUACAUUGUUUAUUGAUAAGA